Diuraphis noxia (Russian wheat aphid) is the source of this 1113-nucleotide messenger RNA. RefSeq names its product THO complex subunit 4-like. The record is from RefSeq and is a predicted model, not a curated record. Gene Ontology annotation, biological process: mRNA export from nucleus. Gene Ontology annotation, cellular component: nucleus. Gene Ontology annotation, molecular function: mRNA binding. NCBI's taxonomy places the organism in Eukaryota, Metazoa, Arthropoda, Insecta, Hemiptera, Aphididae.
ACGUAACAUAGUGAUUGAUGAUUGUUUGCGUUGCGGCCAUUUUUGUUGAACAUUUUCACUUAUUCAGUGCAGACGAGUGUGAUUUGCAUUUACUUCAUACUAUUUCAUUCCGCAAGUCUUAACUUCGUCUGUUUUAUUUGUGAACCAAUUAUUCUACACCGCAAUCGUUUCGAGAUGGACUUGAGCUUAGACGAACUUAUCAAGAGUAAACGGUCAACAUCCCGUGGUGGUCGUCGUGGUGGCGGAAGACAAGGCGGUUCUAGAGGCGGUGGUGUUAAACGCGGUGGCGGCGGAGGAUCGAAUUUUCGAUCAAAUGGUGCUACCGGCGGUGGUGGUGGUGGUGGCCCUAUGCGUAGAGGCAGGCCGAUGGCGAGGCGUUCAAAUGGAUUUAGUCCGUAUUCCAAGGGUGAUGUAAAUGGAUCGUGGACUCAUGAUAUGUACGAAGGACCUAAAAGACAACAAAUGAGGGGUGGUCUAUCUACUACCAGUAUUCAUAAAAUAGUCAUAUCAAAUUUGGAUUUUGGAGUUACAUCAACAGAUAUACAGGAACUUUUUGAUGAAUUUGGUCCUUUAAAAACUGCUACAGUUCAUUAUGACAGAUCUGGAAGAUCUUUAGGAACAGCUGAUGUUGUUUUUGAUAGUAAGAAUGCUGCAUUAAAAGCAGUCCGUCAGUAUAACAAUGUGCCCCUGGAUGGUCGUCCCAUGAAGAUUGAACUUGCCACAGACUUAUCUACUGUUGCUAAUCUUGCUACACGUCUAAGUAGACCCGCCCAAUUACCAGUUCGGGGUACUCGUGGUGGAGUCAGAGGUAACCGGGGUAACAGCAGAGGUGGUCGUGGUAAUACUCGCGGUAACAGCAGAGGAAGAGGUGGAGGCAGUAGCAGAGGUGGCAGAAAUAGUGAAAAAAAGAUGCCAAAUAAAGAUGAACUAGAUGCACAACUUGAUAGCUUUAUUAAAAGCAAGAAUAAUUAAUUGAUUUAUGUACUCAUUUCUUUAUUUUCUAAUAUCUAUUUUAAGUUUAAUAGUGUUUGACAAUUAAAACAGUGUUAUUAGUUAUUAACUAAAAAAAUAACUCGUAAUAUUUUCUAUAUAUAGGUUAAAGUAAAUUUAACC